Molecule: messenger RNA, 6351 nt
Organism: Sebastes umbrosus (honeycomb rockfish)
Lineage: Eukaryota; Metazoa; Chordata; Actinopteri; Perciformes; Sebastidae
Gene: fam171a1
Product: family with sequence similarity 171 member A1
Exons: 11
Coding region: 638-3325 (895 amino acids)
Biological process (GO): regulation of cell shape; stress fiber assembly
Cellular component (GO): plasma membrane
Source: RefSeq, a predicted model, not a curated record
AAGGCGAGAGGACGUCGGGACAGCAAGCAGAGGGAAAGCUGAUGAAGAGGAGGGAGGGCUGUCGUCGUCUGCCCUGCUGUACAGCCAUACUGACAGUGAGACACCCAUUGAGCUGAACACACAGCAGGCAGCACCAGAGCUCCACAGAUGAGAGCGGUGCUGCGGUGUGGAGGAAGCCGCCUGUUGGUGCUGUUUCUGGGGCAUGCGGUGGCUCAGAGGAGCGGGGGCCGUCUUCCUCUCUCUGACCAGUCCAUGAAAAGGGCCGACAGGGAUGCACAACGGCGCAGAGGAAACACGGCUUUUAACCAGGACUGCUGAUGCUGCUAAACAUGGAGAGUCGCCUCCUUUAGCGGGAUUAAACACUGAUGUGUCCGGACCGUGAGAUUGUAGAAAGCAGAAGAUUCUUCUACUUUUGUUUGUGUGUUUUUUUUUAACCUUUGAUACAACAACACACAUCUGCAAUGAUGCGGGCUGAGAGCUGGAGACGAGCUGCUGCUGUUGUGCUGUGUUUAGGAUACCUUGUCUCCAGAGCUGUCGCCAAAACAUCACCAGAGGACUCAGCCACCGAAGGCUUCUUUGAGAGAGGGAAACGGUCCAUUGUUUUUGAGGGGAAGUACCAUUGGCAAGAGUCCAGGAAAUGGUCAGACGGCCGUCUCUUUGUGAUUGGCCGGGACGCGGAACGCCGUCUCCGUGGAUUGGAGGCAAAGGGCCUGGCACUGAAACAAACCCAGUUAAAGAGAUGACUGUAGACGGCAGUAAUUAUAACACCGAGGUGACUCUGAAGGUCCACCUGAGCGAUGCCAGCACUCACCAGCCUUUGGGAGGAGCCACCAUACAGCUCUUCGCCAACCACACUUCUGUAACCACAGAAACCUCAUCACUGGAUGGCAACACCUACCUGCGCUUCCCCUACCGCCUUGGGACACCGUUGGUCGUCACCGCAACCAAACAGGGAUAUGUGCCAAACUCUGUGCCCUGGAGUCCUUCCAGAUUACCUGUAUUUUCCUCCAUCAGCCUGGACCUGCUACCAGAAAGAGCUGCUACUCUGACGGUGUAUGAAGAUGUUGUGGAGAUUGUUUCAGGCUUACAAGGUUUGAGACAUCAGCCCAGUGUUCAUUUCCAGCGCAGAGCUCUGAGUCUUCCCUCCAACACAUCCUACGCCAACCUAACUGCUCUGCUCACCGUGGCCAGCUCCCCCUCGCACAUCCAGCACUUUCCCCACCUGCAGGUCCUCAGCGGCAACGGCACAGGGACCGAGAAGAGGUUUGAGUUGACUCCUGUAGCGGCCAUCUCUGUUCACUUAUUGGCCAGCGACGGAGUGGAGCUGCAGGUGACUGAGCCAAUCACGGUCUCCGUCCCGCUGCCGGCCGACAGUGGCCUGAAGGAAAAUGAUCACAUCCCUGCUUGGAGAUUUGACCCGCGCUUGGGUGCCUGGAUAAAGAGCAGUUGGGGUCACGUGCAGCGGGAGGGCAACCAGCUCAGUCUGACCUACAUCGCUCCUCAGCUAGGAUAUUGGGUGGCCGCCAUGUCCCCACUAGACUCAGGUCCAGUGUUUGCGAAGGACAUCAGCAUGUACCACACCGUGUUCCUGUUGGCUAUACUGGGAGGCAUGGCUCUCAUCCUGCUCUGCCUGCUCUGCCUCCUGUUGUACUACUGCAGGCGUCGUUGUUUGAAGCCUCGAGUGUCUCACCGCAAGCUCACACAGUCCUCUGGUCUGGACGGCAGUAAGAGGGACCAAGCCACCUCCAUGUCCCACCUGAACCUCAUCAGCAACGAGGUGCAGCUGGAACUUGUUUCCACAGCGACUGAGCCCGACAUGACCACACCAAUGCUGAAGCCUUCUUCAUAUGAGCACCAAGACAAUCAUCGUCAACACAGCCUAAUCCAUCACAGCAAACACAGCCGCUCCUCUCUCGGCAACAACAGCCACCACGGCUCAUCUCUUGGCAAUCUGACGCCUCGCAGCAGAGACUACCGGCAGUCUGUGGAGACGUUCCAAUUAAAGGCUGCCCUUUCGAGUGGAACAGACAGAGGCUACCGUCAAUCAUACACCUCCGUCUGCUCAUCCAGCAACCCCAUUUCAGAUGCACUGUCGUCAGCCAAUCACGGUCAGGUGUCUGCUAACCAGCUGAGCAGUGUCGGGAUUGUUGAUUGCAUCUCCCCUUCCUCUCCUCCUCACACCCCCAGUCGAGGGGAGGUGUGUGAGUGCAGAGCUCCCGACUACCUUCUGUCCCGCUCUGUGGACCACCUGGAGCGUCCCAGUCCCCCGCUGCUCCCCCGUCCGGGCCAGCUGCUCUGCUGCGGCUCUGUGGACCUGCUGAGUGGAGGAGAAGGCUACCCAAGGGUGCGUCCUACACUGGUGAUCCCAGCACACUACAUGCGCCUGCCUGGGGAGCACCCUCUGUCUGGUCAGGCCCUCCUGCUGCAGACUGACCAGCAGAGUGACUUGGAGACCAUCCAGGCUGAGCUCAAUGCCUCACAUUCCCAGCAGCCCCUGGGGCAAUCCCCCACUGACUGCACCCCACGUCCCAACAAGCAGGGUGAAGGAGGCCUGUCAGGGUCUCUGUCCAUCCCAGCAGCGCUCGGGGAAACAGGUCUAGUGGAAAUAAACAUUGAGGACACCUUGUGGGCUGAAAAGACUUUAAUGGAGCUCAGAGGAGGGAAGCCUCUGCCUCACCCACGAGCCUGGUUUGUCUCACUUGAAGGACGCUCCAACGCCAUUCGUCACUCGUACAUCGAUCUCCAACGGGCGGGGUGCCACGGCAACACGCCAGGUGGAGGAGGUCAGCAAGGUAAAGGCAGCGGCGGGAGGCGCGGCAACAGCAACGACGCCAGUCUGGACUCCGGUGUGGACCUGAAUGAGCUGAGAGUGGGCCGCAGAGGGAGAGACGCAGGGCGGGAGGAAAGAGAGAUUGACCGGUCGAAGGGCACAGCACCAGCCAUGGCCUACACUCAGCUGGUGUAUGUGGAUGAUCUGGACGUGGGAGGCAGCGAGGAGGAGACGCCCAAGAGCAGCCCUCAGGACAGUAUAACAGGACCCAUCCUGUCAGACAAAGCAGAGGCUCAGAGAGGGGAUCAGGGGGAUGCGGAGGAGAAGAGAGUAGAGGGGGUGCAAAUACAAGAGGAACCACCCUCACUUUCCUCUUCAUCCCCCGGUUCUCCUCCUCCCCUGCCAACACCAGAGGGAGAGACGUUCAGGACUGAUCAUACGCUGCUGUCGGUCUCCCCCGAUGACGAUGCAGCUCACGAGGAUGGAGAGGAGGAGAAGAAGAGUCCCUGGCAGAAGAGAGAGGAGCGACCCCUGCUGUCCUUCAACAUGAAAUGAUCCACAGAUGACCACUUCAAGGAUAGGGUCACAUCUUUUCUUCAUAAAAUACUCACAUGCCCAUUUGUACAUUGAAAGCAUUAAUUAGUUGUUUGCUGUAAUUGUUCCUCCUGUACAUACUGGCCCUUCUUAAAGCGACAAAAUCUACAGUCCUCAUUCUGGGCUAAAAUUCAGGCUUGGAGGCUUUAGCGGUCUGAGUUAGUCAAAUCAAGUGGGGAUCUCCCUAAAUUACAGUCUUCUUAGAUGGAUAGAGGAUAUUAUUAAUCGCAAUUAGAAAUUGCAGCGUUCCAGUAAAAACUAAUAAAAACAAAUACCUAAAACUAAAAACGUGAAUUGCCGCAAUUUGAGUAAAAUAUCAAUCAAAAAAUCAGAGUCAUAACUUAGUAACGUCAUAAUACUUAUAUUUUUAGAUUCAGUUUUACUUACACUUGCUGAUAUCAUUGUCUCUGAUGUCCAUCAUUAAUGAAAGGUCCAUAGAUCGACUUAGAAAUCAUUGCAAAAUGAUGCUCCUUAUAACUCCAGAACUUGUCUGAGAAUCAUCACAUAUUUUUAAGUUUUCUUCAGUUUCAAAGUAAUCCAGUGAUAAUUGUCUGUACAUGCAUGGAAACUAGGGCUGCACCGUUGAUUGAAAUUUUAUCGAAAUCGCAAUAUGGCCUGCUGCAAUUUUUAUAUCAUAGGAGGUGCAAUAUUUGUUAAAGGCGAAAUGUGUGUCAAAGUACCAUUUUAAAUUAAAUAUUGUCGUCCUGGCCUACAAAUCUUAUUCUACAGAUUUAAGAAAACAUCUUUGUUUGGUACAGAUACCCGCAAAAGUAACACCAUAAUCAUUUGAACAUGUUUGUCAAUGAAAAUGAGAAUAAUAUUGUAAACAUGAUUAUUACCUCUAAUAUCGUAAAUUGUAUCGCAACUGCAAUAUCAGUAAAAAUAACUGCAAUUAGAUAUUUUUUCAAAACCAUUCAGCCCUAAUGGAUACACUACAAAUGCACAGAACAUCUCUUACUUUAAAACCACUUUAGGACGGGAUCUUGUUGCUACCAGUGUAAACAGGAGGAACAAUUCCAGCAACUAAAAUUAUUCAUAAUGGGCAUGCCAGUUUUGUUUUGAGAAGAAGAAAUGUGAACUUAUCCUUUAAAUACGACUCCCCCUCCUCCGCCAAGACCAUAAUGUGAUGGAUACGACCAUUUAAAUUGAAGCCCUUUGUUUUUCUUAAUAGAGCACUGAGAAAACAUUUCAGCACUGGGAUCCCUUCUAGUCCGAAUCACGAAGGGACGAUUCAGAGCCUUCAUGGACAUCCAUGGUCCCCUUUAUGAAAUCACCACUGUUGUACUCCACUUUGUCAUCCUCACGACGCUUCACAUAAACAGACCACUCAUCAGGAAUGAUGUACACGUCACCCGAGGGAGACGAAUGAACGUUGGAGGCCAGAAAUUUGAAUAUUUUAUGCACAACAAAUAUAUGCCUUUUUUUUAUAAAUAGCCUUGUAAGCAUAAAGGAACUGUUGUAGAAACAGAUGAUGGGUGGUUCUCACAAAUGGAAGACUACAGGAGCCUUUUUUCUUGAGCCAUAUUGGCCUCAGUCCACUGACUGUAAAGAACACACUACACUUCUUUAAAGUGACAAACCUAAUUUUUAAGACUGGGGCAUCUGCGCAGAAUACGGCAAGUGAAUCAGUCUGUUAGGAAAUUAAAAGUCUUUCCGCGUAUCUCCGCACAAGAAUCAGGCCUGACAUCAACAUGCGAAUCCUUUACUUUGAAUGGUUUUAAGCGUGUUGCUAGAAUUGAAUCCAGCCCAUCAGAAGGCCGUAUGGGUGUUUACAUGAUCUACGGAGGGGAUGAAGUGUUUGGACUGAAGAAAUUAAACCACUAUCCGCACUGCAACAGAUAAUGUGACACACCACUAUGCUGGUGGGUAAGGAUGUAAUACCACUACGAAACUGUAGUUCCACCCAAAAUAAUUGUGAGGUGUAAUAAUAUGAAGGGUUUUGUAAUUGUUGAACCACUGACUGGCAUAUUUUUGCUCUGAAGGCUAUGCAUCACUUUUAUACGGCUGCUUGAGAUGAUUUUUUUGUAAUUUUAAUCAGUCUGAUUUUAAUUGCCAACAUGAAGUAUUUUACCCGAAAAUAGGCUAUUUUUAUUUCUUCAAUAUGUUAAGGGCUUUUUUUCUUCACCUGCCUUAUUGUUAGAGUUACAAAAGCAAACACGUUACUGCAUAAGUUUUACCUGAAACCAAACUAUUUUUUGCAUGCUGUGUUUCACCUUAAUUUUACCGUUUCCUCAUGUUCCAAGUGCCUUUGAACAACCUGACUCUACAUCGAAUUUGUGGAACAGAUUACCUUAUUUAUUUCUCACCUUCUUUUGCCUUCAGCUUUUCUCCUCUACCUCAGCCCUCCCUUUCUCUCCCACUUGUGAAAGAAAGCAUGCAGUAAACUUUCCUCCACACUAGCGUAUUACAAGCUACACUGCAGACAUCUCAGAAAAUGUCCACCAGCUGCUGCAAUCGUAAAAUCCUCUACAGUAAUCAGCAAGGCACCAAUCUGUCUUAGAGUAAGCAGUUAAGGAUUUACAGACGUUUUUCAGAGUAGCACGGGAUAGAUAAAGCUAAGUGAUUGUAUGUGAAGCUAAACUGCAGGUCAUUUCAGUGCAUUUUCUUAUGUUUGUGUUUGUAGAGGGUGAAUGUUUGUCUCGAAUGUGGUGGUAGUGUUCGUGUGCGAUGCUGCUGGCUGUGAGUUUGUGUUGUCAGACUGUGUGUCCAUGUGAGAGCGCUGACAAAUAAUCAACAUACAUCCACUCAAGGUUCAUAUAGUCAUAGAAAUCAUAUUACAGAGUGUGUAUACUGUAGUUCUUUCCUUUCCUCUACCUGGUCAAAAUGAUGUGUGAGUUGGUGUUGUGAAUGGCCUCUUCUCUCUCUUAGUAUCUCACAGCAACAUCCACUUCUAGGGUGGAGUUGCAUUACAGCAUCCUAAGUGUGUAACUUGGUUGCUUGCAUUAUAUUUGAAGCCUAUUAUUCUAAAUAAACCACCAAAACUGGAA